AUGUUUCAGAAUCAAGACCAUUUUAUCGAUGUUGUUCACAAUGAUGUCUCGCGAGAGGGCGAUGACCAGAUCUCCUUGUCUGUGAAGGUAAUUGAAAAGCACGUCAUCGAUCCGUCGAAAAUCGAAGUCACCAGUGUAGCGUACAUGAUAAUUUUCGGAUCUAGCGCAAACAACUUUGUGGACGGCAUGAGCAUGGGAGCUGCUUUCUCAGACAGCCUCCUUCGCGGCCUCAGCAUCGGAAUCGCAGUCGUGUCCCAACAGUUUCCACAAGAACUAGGAACACUUGCCAUUUUGAUCAAUUCCGGUCUUGGUUUCCGGCGCGCCAUGCUUUUUAACCUGAUACCGAUUUUUCUCAGCUACCUGGGCUUUAUCUGUGGUGUUUUACUGGACAACGUCGAUGAAGGCUAUGAUGACUAUAUUUUUUCAAUAUCUUCUGGGAUGUAUUUGUACAUAUUUCUCGGCACUUUGGUAAGUACAGUACCACUCUAA
Angiostrongylus costaricensis is the source of this 489-nucleotide messenger RNA. Lineage: Eukaryota; Metazoa; Nematoda; Chromadorea; Rhabditida; Metastrongylidae. The record is from the annotation of a GenBank genome assembly.